This is a messenger RNA of Micromonas commoda, 947 nucleotides long. Its product is annotated as DnaJ domain protein. The transcript has a single exon. The coding region runs from base 1 to 900 and encodes 299 amino acids. The record is from RefSeq and is a predicted model, not a curated record. Lineage: Eukaryota; Viridiplantae; Chlorophyta; Mamiellophyceae; Mamiellales; Mamiellaceae.
AUGGCGUCGGUCGUCACCGCGGGUUCCGGGUUCCUCCGCCCCGCAGUGGCGAUGCGUCGAUCCCGGGUCAAAGGCAGGAGCGCCGGGGACGACACCGGGUCCCCGCUCCAGGACCUGACGUCGCCCAGCCUCACGCCGUGGGAGGUUCUCGGCAUCGACGUGGCGACAAAUCAGGAGGUGAGCAUCGCUGACGUGAGAAGGGCGUAUCGAGCGAGGAUGAAGGUCUACCACCCGGAUGUGUACGCCGGAGAUGCGACGGACAAGGAGGCGAACGCGCGGCGCGUCGUCGCCGCCUACGCCGCCGUGGCGAGGGAGAGUGGUCUCCUCGACAGUGGCGACUCCGCUCGGGCCGUCGACUGGGACGCAAACUCAAACUCGGAGGUGUUUCCGUGGGCCAGGGAGGACGCGGACCCGUUCGAAGAGCCGGAGGGACCCGCGCAGUCCGUGUUCGUGAACGAGUUCGCGUGCAGGGGCAGAGGCGCGUGCCCGGGGUACUGCUGCUGCGUGGAGAGGAACCCCGGAAGCUUCGCGUGGGCCGAGGACACAAACGCGGCGAGAUUUAGAGUCGACGCCGAGACGUGGGGGGACCUGAACCGUCGCGCGAUGUCGACCGGCGCGAGCGAUGCGGUCAAAGAGGACGCCGACAUCGCCGCGCACAGGCUGAACCUGGCGGUGGGACAGUGCCCCGAAGCCGCGAUACACUGGGUCACGCCCAGGCAGAGGACGGUGCUGGAAGGUUUGGUUGCCGACGCGGUUGACGGGACGUCUGCGCCGAACGAGGCGGGCGCGAGAGUGUACGAGCUGCUGGCCAAGGCGAAGUGGGAGAACGGGCGCGCGGCGGCUCCGGCGGCGAGCAAGCGGCGCGCGAAGGCGUCCACGAGAUGGGUCGACUGGUACUGAGAGUCGCGUAGCACGUAGCAACUGGAGUUUACAUUUUUUUGGCUCUC